Messenger RNA from Melanaphis sacchari, 8292 nucleotides. RefSeq lists its product as uncharacterized. The record is from RefSeq and is a predicted model, not a curated record. Gene Ontology annotation, molecular function: dipeptidyl-peptidase activity; serine-type peptidase activity. The transcript has 13 exons. The coding region runs from base 374 to 6373 and encodes 1999 amino acids. Gene Ontology annotation, biological process: proteolysis. NCBI's taxonomy places the organism in Eukaryota, Metazoa, Arthropoda, Insecta, Hemiptera, Aphididae.
CGUCCCCGAGGCGUAAACACACGCAGCAUCGUUCUGUUAUCACUCUCGUUCGCUCGUUCGCUCGUUCGCGCGCACCACACGGCGUUGGGUUUCACACGGCCGAACCGAAGAGUGCUGCUGGUGGCGCUGUCGGACAUUAUUACGACAAACAGUGCCGCCGCGAGAGUCCAAAUUCCGACGACGACAUCGACGACGACGACGACAACGUACAAUCGACGACGACCGUAAACACAACGAUGCUGACCGCGCCGGGCGAACGGGACGCGGUUUGGUCGUGUUCGGUUGACGAUACCUGCUGCAGUCGUUGAACGCAAACGGCAAGCGCCUCCACAGCCGCCGCCACUGCCGCCGCACGCCGGCCCGAUCGACGGUCAUGGCGACCGAAUACCGACAACGUCCCGGCAUGGGCGACCAUUUCGACGACGAGGACCUCGUAAUGAGUUCGGCCCAACAGCGACGAAACUGGCGUGGGAUACUCAUCGCACUUAUGGUGAUCGUUGCGGUCUUAGCUAUGAUAGUAACAUCUGUAGUGUUAUUGACUCCGCCUCAACCAGAAGAACUAUCGGACUCGUAUUCGGACUUGGAUAGCGGUGAUAGAACUGGUUCGGAUUACUAUUACAAUCAACGGGCGAACGAUGAACUUUGGUGGCGUCACCGAGGUAUGAGGUCAUUACGUUUAUCGGAUAUACUAACAGAUUCUGCUAACAUAAAAGUAUUCAAUGGAACGUGGAUUUCUGGUACUGAAAUAUUUUACGUGACCGGCUCUGGUGACUUAGCCAUUAUGGAAAUUAUGGCAGAUGGUAAUACACAGACUACUCACCGCAUAAUGUCUAAAAAAAUGUUACAGAAAUUAAAAGGUCCUCUGGUGUCAUUCGAAUUAUCGCCAGAUCGUAAUCACGUGCUCAUAGGUCAUCAGGCAAAAAAAUUAUUCAGAUAUUCUAAAACGGCUCGUUAUACGGUGUACACUGUAUCAACCAGGCAAAUGACUCCAAUAACGUUGGAAGACCAUGGAAACGAAACCAUUUCUACUGAUUUACAACCGUAUUUGCAGCAUGCUCAAUGGCACAAGAUUUCGACAGCGACCGAGAAAAGUGCAGAAUCAAUGGCAUUGAUCGUCGUGUAUCGGUACGAUGUAUUUUACGUUCCAUGGUCGAUGAAAAUAUCGACAACUACUCCAGGUACCAACAUCGGAAAGAAUAAUGUCACAGUAGAUUCUCAGACGUUAAACGUCACCAAUUCUUCAUAUACACCUACUUCCACUCCAUCACUAAGCGAAAAAUACGAAAAUGUUGAUGACAACAACACAUCUUCUCACAAUGUGACGUGGAAGCCAUGGCCUCACGGUCCAGUACGCAGAAUCACUACGUCCGGGUCCGGGCCAUCGGUUACCACUGCCGGGGUUGUGAGCAAUGGUAUAGCUGAUUAUCUGUACGAAACGGAGAUAUUGAAGAGGUCCCCAGCAAUAUGGGCAUCAUCCGGGCGGUAUUUGAUGUACGCGACGUUUGAUGAUCGUCGGGUGGGAGAAUAUAAGUAUUCAGUUUACACGAAGAGCGGACGACAACAUGAUCACGUCGAUGAUGACGAUACUGAAAAACAUUCUAAACAGCGAAAACUGAAACGACGCAGAAGGCGUUUAAGGCGAAAUUCAAAACCUGUGGAAACACUAGGGACGACGGGAGAUGACGGCACAUCUGAUUAUUAUUUGUACCCGCGUAUCAGAACUCUUAAAUAUCCAAAAGCAAACACGCCAAAUCCUAUUGUCACUUUAUCGGUGAUCGUAAAUCUCGAUCAACUAGAAAAUCCACAAAUACAACCAAAAAUACGCACCUUGACACCACCACCAAUUUUUCAAUUUACUGACGAUUACUAUUUCACGGCAGUUCAAUGGGUGAACGACGGAGGCGUCGGUAUUGGAAGUGGAAAUCACGAGAUCGACGAUGACAAAUCGAGUGCUUCGGCAGCUGAGGUAUGUGUCGUAUGGCUGAAUCGAGCACAAAAUACAAGCGUGACUACGCUCUGCAAAUCGCCUUUAUGGAUGUGUCAAGAGACCCAAGUAAUUAACGCGGUGGGAGCUGUUGGCGGUGGCAGUGGCAUAAGAGGAGGACAAGGAAGUGAAAUCUUCAACAGUGAUCACGCACGUCGUCGAUACAGGCGCAAUGGUAGCGGAUUACAGAAAUCAUCACAUGAAGCGGACGACGGAGUAAAAAACAACACUAUCAACGCAUCGUUCUCGUACCAAGAAGACCACCGAAGUCACCGCCAAUCGCAUCAGCACGGCCAACAUAAACAUAGCGGUCAACAUCAGCAUAACGGACACCAUAGCCGUCGACGACGUGACGGAUACGUUAACUCGGGUAACAACGAAGUGCCGAAAGGGAGGUAUGGCGGUUGGGUUGAUGCCACUGUUGGUGGGGCCGGUGGUGGGGUUCCAUCUACCGGAGGUGGUGUCAGCGAUAAUAGCUACCGUACGGUCUCAGCCACCACUUGGUGGUCAGGAGGACUCAACAUUAACGACGGAGGAGAAAACUUCGUAGGCGAUGACGGAUACGCGGGCAUUGCCGGUUUCGGUAGCACUGGGACUGGAGCUGUGUAUUCCAUGGCUGCUUUGGUUCGUCGGGGAUGGGAAACUGGUGACAAAGAACUAGCACCCCGAGCGCCAGUGUUCGCGGCGGAUGGUCAGGGAUACGUUAGUGUAGCACCGAUUCGUGAUGAUGAGCACAACAACAAUGAGGACCAAGACAGCGAAGGAGGGGUUCGUUUACGACGACCGACCGUAAAACACAACCAGUCAUCUCGGGAGCGAAGCUCCAAAAGCCGGUCACAGUCAUCAAUUGGAAAGUAUUAUGCACAAGUAGUGGCUGUAAACAUAACAAAGAAGUUAUUAGCACCACUGACAUUUGGUGAAUUUGAUGAUGAUAAUGACAACAACAAAGCGGACAAAAAAAAAAGCAAAGUCGUCACUAAAAGCUGGAUGGUAGUCAGGAUUUUGGCAUGGGACCAACAAACUGAUAUGAUAUACUUUCUUGCCGUACCAUCUGGUCGUGGCGCACCACACCACCGUCAUUUGUACGCAGUAAAGUUUACGCCUGCGGCAUCUUCAUCUACAAUAAACACUGAUGUUGGUUAUCGAAUGGGACACUUUCACCAACAACAGUUUCGUAAAACUUACCAUCAUAGCAAUCGCAGUAGGCCUAUAUGUCUUAGCUGCAAUAUCGGCCUAAUCGACAGCGUAAGACGUCGCGAGCGUCGUGAGUUUGGUGGAAAACAGAACCGAAUGGACGAGGCACGAGACGAUCGGUUGAGGCAGCAACAGCGAGAACGAUGGGAAAAUCAAAAAGAAGAAGAAAAAGACAUUGAUGAGGAAGCGGCUACCGCGGAAGAAGCAGAACGCCGCCAGCAACGAAAUCGUCGACAGCAGCAACGAGAAAUUCAAAAUCGUGGUAUGCUGAGACACUGCACAUACUUCGAUGCCCAGUUUUCUCGGGAUGGUAGCCAUUAUGCUUUGAUAUGUCUGGGUCCUUCAGUUCCAUAUGUGACAUUACACAGAAUCGUAUCGAAUGAAAUUGACAAUGCUGAAGAUAACAGCGAUGGUAGUGGCAGUGGUGAUGAAGCAGAUAGUGUUCCACUAACUACGCAGAAAACUCCUCAAGAGCCUUCCUACUCCUUUGAGUUAAUUGCUCUUAUGGAAAAUAACACUCGUCUACAGGACAAAUACACGAAUCGAGUAUUGCUACCAGGUACUAGAACUUUCCAAUUAAGACUUUCUGGUGGUCGUAAACUAACCACUUCGGGGGGCUUGCAUUUUAAUGACCCACUUGAUGCAGCUGAUUAUUAUAGCAAUGGUGGUGACCGUGACCAUCGGCAACAUUUUUCGACUAAAAAACCUCCAGACUCAGAUCCCUUGACCGUGGCGCAAGUCAGAUUGUAUCUACCAUUAGGUGUUUACGAUCCAGAGGCGGAUCCUCGCCCAGAAUUUAUGUCAAAUCAUAUAAAAAAAUCUGGUAACUCUGAUAAAAUCGAUACUACUAAUCCUGAAGUAACUACUAAAACAAGUGACAUCUCUUCAUCCAAGCACAGUCAUCGGCGACGACGAAGCUCAUCAUCGUCUUCAUCUUCCACGCAUGAUAACAGUGACGAUAGUGGAAAUGGAUCAAAACGACAACGACGACCACGCAAAAAACAACGUCAACAUCGUUUAAAAAAGUUGUAUCCUAUGCUUGUGGUAGUAAACUCAGACCCGGGGUCACAGGCUAUCACUGAUCGAUUUUCUGAUCGAUUAGGCUAUACGACAGGAUUACUGUGCUCAGGUUCGUUAGGUAGAACACUACCAAGUACUAGUGGUAGAAGUUCAGCAAGCUCAAAAUACAGUGGAAAUGAAUGGGAUCGUCAACGAUCGAGAGGACGUCGGGGUCGCCGUUCUACGGCAACUAGAUAUUAUUCGUCUGGAUAUUCAGAUGAUUACGAUGAUGACACUUAUGAUUACGAUCAAAAUAAUGACGACAAUACGAAUAAUAAUGAGUAUGUGGUGGCUGUAAUAGAUACAGGACGAGGAACGUGGGCUCGAGGUUAUGAGUCGUUGUUGGCCUUAAAUUAUGGGGAUGUCAAUGACGGAUAUGGAGAAGAUAGCAGUGAAGACGAUGUUGGACCAAGUGGACUCCUUGGUACUGCUGAUCUUCGUGAUCAAUUGGAGGCAGUCGAGUACUUACUUUCAAGCUCUACCGCUACCAGUGAUAGUUUUAAGGAUAGUGAUCAGGGAUAUUACAGCGAAGAUCGCCCAAGAAGUGGUGGCAGCCGUGACCGUUCUAGAUGGUUUUCGCCGACUUCACAAUCAAAUAGAAGGUAUUAUAGCGACGAUGAUGACUAUUAUAAUGGUGACGAAGAAUAUGAUGACAACAAUGACAAAAAUGACAAUGAAGAUUACUAUUAUUAUUACUACAGCAAUGACGGAGAUAAUGGUGACUAUAAUGAUUAUAAUCGAGGAGAUAAUUUUUACAGGGAUGAUGGUGGUAAUCGAAAUCGCAGAAAUCGAAGAAGUACUAGUGACACUAAAGCAAACGCUGAGGCAUUAAGGUUGCCAUACGUAGAUGCAAGUAGGGUAGCGUUAUUGGGCGGUGGACCAACAUCGCCUUCAACUCCGCCAUCAAUUUAUGGUGGAUAUGCAGCUACUCGGAUGGCUUUGUGGCAAACCAUUUAUGGUGGUGCGCCCAUUGAGAAAAAAAGUGAUAAAUCUGGCGACAAAGGAAAUAGAAAGGAGCCUGUGGCUAUUCGCUCUUCGUUCAAGUGUGCUAUAACUAUGGCGCCUGUGUGUUCGUGGCGUUUAUAUGUUUCAGCAUUUGCUGAACGUUACUAUGGCUAUUACGGUGGAAAUGAAAGAAAUAAAUGGAUGUCUUAUGAUCGUUCAGAUUUAAUACCAUUAACACCUUCAUUUAACGAUUCGUCAUUAUCACCGUCUUCAUCCGGGAAAGGAAUUAACUUAUUAGUGAUGCAUGGUACCGCAGACACUGCAAUACACCCACAGAACUCGAUGAUGCUAGUUAGAGGAGUUAUGCAACAACAACAGCAACAAUUCGUACCUAAUGGAUUUGUCAGUAGUAUUGAACGCCGAAAUAAUAAAUCAACAUUAUUCGGAGGACGAGCUCCAGGGGGACUUCCUACACACGUUGGAGCCAUAAGGAUAUCACAACUAGUGAUGCCAGAUGCAGACUUGAGUAAUUCUAGAAUGGCUACAGACGUAGAAAACGGUUCUCCGAUUGAUCAUCGCCAUCAAUUACUCCACUCGGUUUUCAGUCAUGUCACACAAUAUUUGGCUACAGAGUGUUUUACCAAUGUAGGCGAUGGAAACCGAGGUCGGGGCAUUAGGACGCGUAGUCAGCGUUUACGAAAACGAAGAAGAAGAUGGAGGACCAGUUAUCGAGACCAAGAAAAAUCAGAGGAACAACAACAGCAGCAAUGGGGGGAUGAACAUCAGCGCAACGAUAAAAGUAAUUCCGGUACUAGCAAUGAAAAUAGUGGAGGUGGUGAUCGUAGUUCUGGUGGUAGAUACCGUCGACACAAUGUUGAUAGCAAUCGAGAAAUCUCUGAAAGCAGUACCAAGAAUGAUAUGGUAGUAAUGAAAAUCCAGGUUAGCGACGCUUAUAAUGAUAAUAUAACAAAAAAUAAAAGUUGGCUUAACGGCUAUUUGGGAAAUUUAACCAUUCCUAAUAAUAGUAAUAACAGGAAUAAUAACGCCAGUAAGAGAGGAGAAAAUGACGAUGACGAUGAAGCAGAAGAAGACGAUGAAGAAGAUGAUGGAGAUGAGGACAGCGAUAACGAAAACUACGAUGGAGAAGAUAAUGACGAAGAAGAUGAAGAUAGCGAACACGACGAUGAGUAAGUUUUGCUGGAACAUGGAAAUAGUAAAAUCACCUUUGAUAUUAUAAUAAUUGGUGAACUUAUAGUCAGUUAAAUAGUGAAAAUAUAAUAACCGAAUGAAGAGUAAUUUAAGGAAGAGUAGUAAUAAUCUUAAUAGUUGAAUUAGAUCUUUUAAAAUUAUUUCAAUUUUGAAUUUAUAUUUCGAUGACAAAUCGAUUUUAUGUCAACAACAAUCAAUCAAAAGUAAACAAAUGUAAAGACUUAUUUUAGACAGAUUAUUAAUGUAUCAAAAUUCUAUUAAUUAUUAUUAAUUGGCAUUAAAUCAACUUUAAAAAAAAAAAAACCAAGAAAAAAAGUUUAGUUUUAACAAUGGUACUAGUAAUUAAUGCUUUAUACUAUAUAAAAUCUAUACUUAAAAACUCAUUCUAUCAUCAUAUGAAGUUUUAAUAAUCAGAUAUUUUACUAUAAGUGUUAAGUCGUGCACUUAUUUUUUAAUGUUUUAUUAUUUAUAAGAAAUAAUAAGGUUUAGUGCUAGGGUUACAAUCUAAGGUGGCAGUUCUAAGGUUAAGUUGAUGAGUGAUUUUAUUUUCAGCAUUUCUGUGAAAGAAGAGUUUUACAUAGCUAUAUUUUGAUUUCUCCCAAAUUCAAAAAAAAAAAAAAUUUCUUCUCCCAAUGCUAUUCUUUAAAUACUUCAACAUUACUAAUUUUUUUAUUUACUCAUUAAUAUACGUGAACAUAUGUGUAUAAUUUGGUUAAGAACAUAUAAAGUUUCACUAUAAUUUUUUCACAAUUAAAGAACUGUCAUAUUUUUAGAACAAUAUAUUACCGAUUUCGAUAUUUAUCGAACAGUGUUAUUAUUCAGUAAUUUUAUAAUUAUUAAUUGAUACCUAAUAGUUUAUCUUUAUUGUUGUAACUUAUUAUAUUUUUUGAUCUCUAUUCUUAUAUUAAGCAUAAAUACUAGGUACCUAUUUAGUCUUGAUACAUGAUCUGCCUCCUAGGUAUCCUUAACUCCUAUCAAAUGAUUAUUCAGGAACAUGACGAUGAGUAGAGACCAGCUUGUGGAUUUCAUGGCACUAUGUUUUUUUUUAAAUUUUAUAUUUUUGGGUUAACCAAGUAACAUUAACUUUAAUACUUUACAUCAAGGACCAUUAAAAAUUAAUUUCUAUAAGUCAUACAAAUAAAUACCGUUGUAUUUUAAACAUCUUUUAAAGAAAAUUUCAAAAAAUUAAUUUCCCACUCCAGGGAAAUCAUUUAAUGAUGUCAUUAAGUAGUAGCAGUACAAGAACUCCUUGACUGAAAUAUUUUAUCAUGAAUCACAAUCACCAAUGUAUAUUAUAUUUUAUGACAAUGACGUUGUUUAUAAAACACACAAAUAAAAAAUUUUGAGAACGAUUUUAUUUAAACAUAAAUUACGUACCAAAACAACCUAAAUUUUUCAAUGGAGAAAUUAAAAUAUACGAGAGUAGCGUUUUAGUUUUUUCUAUCUUCAUUGGUAUUUUAACACCACGUAUAUUUCAAAUUCAAAAUCAUAUCUAUUUUAAUUGUUGUUACUAUUACAAUAUUUUAUUAAAAAUCAUAAGUUUUAGUUAUUGUUAGUUAAAAUUAUUAUUAUAACAUUAUUACCUACAUGUAUCAUAAGUAAGACGAUAUAAAAAUGCAUCACAACAACGAAGAAACCAAUUACUUUAUAUCUAUUUUAUAUACUCGGGAGAAUAGUUGUUAAAUAUCCCUUUUUACAUUAAUGGAAAUGUAAAAAGCAUCUAAAUCAUCAUCUUAAUUCACUAACCUUCUUUAUGAUUGACACAUUAUUAUUUAAACGUAUUUUGUUAAAUAAACCAUUCUAAUAGUUUUUGAAAUAUUAAUAAAUACCGAAAUUAUCAAAGUCGGGUUUGAUUGUAUUUUUUAAAAUACGCAUUUUCUACCUACUAAUUAUUAAUUAAU